AUGGUGCGUGUUGUUAUAAAAAAUCAGGUUUUUGAGGUGUCCCCUCGUUAUACUGACUUGAAUUAUAUUGGGGAAGGAGCGUAUGGAAUGGUUGUUGAUGCUUUCGACACCGUAAGAGGUGAGAAAGUUGCCAUUAAGAAGACCUCACCGUUCGAACAUCAAACGUUCUGCCAGCGAACAUAUCGGGAGUUGAAGAUUCUUCUUGGAUUUUCUCAUGAAAAUAUAAUCGAUAUCAAAAAUAUUAUACUAGUCGGAAACACAUUAGAGGAUAUGAAGGAUGUUUAUAUCAUUCAAACACUAAUGGAUACGGACUUGUAUAAAUUACUGAAAACACAGGAGUUGUCAGGAGAACAUACUUGUUAUUUUUUGUAUCAAGUACUACGAGGUCUCAAAUACAUUCAUUCUGCAAAUGUUCUACACCGUGAUUUAAAGCCAUCUAAUUUACUGUUAAAUGCAAGCUGUGAUCUAAAGAUCUGUGACUUUGGAUUGGCUCGAGUUAACGAUCCUGAGCAUGAUCAUAUGGGCAUGCUCACUGAAUACGUUGCUACACGAUGGUAUAGAGCCCCAGAAAUUAUGCUCAGCUCAAAAAGCUAUACAAAAGCUAUCGAUAUUUGGUCUGUAGGUUGCAUUUUUGGUGAAAUGCUUAAUCGUCGACCAUUGUUCCCCGGGAAACAUUAUGUUGAACAACUAACCCUUAUCUUAGGAGUUUUAGGAUCACCAAGUCGUGAAGAUCAAGUUUGGAUAGUAAAUGAUAAGGCUCGAAGCUUCGUGGAAAAGUUUAAAAAUAAUCCCCGUAAAUCAUGGAAAGAUAUUUAUCCUUCGGCGGAUGCUAAAACAAUCGACCUGCUUGAUCGUUUAUUAACAUUCAAUCCAACCACACGUAUCACCGUCGAAGAAGCCUUAGCUCAUCCUUAUUUUGAACAUUACUAUGAUCCUAGUGAUGAGCCUGUUGCUAAAAAACCAUUCAGUUUUGAAGAAGAAUUAGAUAAUUUACCUGUUAGACAAUUGAAAAAAAUGAUUUUUCAAGAAGUCAGUCAAUUUCGUGAACCAGAUUGAAAUCCUCUAUCUCUUAUAAAUCUAUCAGAUGAUUCGUAUAUCCUACAAGUUGUUUGUUUAUUCGUUUCUUCAUUUAGUGAAAUUUGUAAACAUUCCACUAUAUAUAUAUUCCAGAGACUACUGCUACGUGAAGAAUG
Molecule: messenger RNA, 1193 nt
Organism: Schistosoma spindalis
Lineage: Eukaryota; Metazoa; Platyhelminthes; Trematoda; Strigeidida; Schistosomatidae
Source: the annotation of a GenBank genome assembly